AUGCAUGGUGCCACCUGCUACUCAUUCAGGGAGAACAAACUGAGGGACUGUGCUGCCAACUCGGAUUCUGACAUUAACUCAGACGAUGAUGAACCUGAUGUUCUCCUCCGACAGCGUCUGGCCGCAGCCCUACUGUGCUUCAUCAGUACUCAGCUACAGCCAGCGGUGUUGAGGGUUUGCCUGCAUACACUGCGUAUCCUGUCUCGCGACCGGCGGGCCCUAGGGCCCAUGGUCACUGAUAGCGCCCUUUGCACCUUUGCACACCUGGGAGGCAUCAGCUCACUGCAGGAGGAGGGAAGCACUGAGGAUCAGACUGUCAGAACACCCAGCCAGAUCCACAGAGGACCAGAGAGUCACUGUGAGGGUACUGCAGAUGCUAAUGCUACACCACGAUCGGUUUCCUUCUUUGCUCCUGUGGAGGUAGACGAUGCUGCCACCACUGAUGGCUCAGUUCGUCAUAAAUGGAGAGGUGAUGGAGGUCAUGUGGUGCUUGCCCGUGGGAAGAAGGACACCCGGAAGGAGAACAGUGAGGAGGAACAGAAGGAGGAGGAUGGGGAAGUGUGUAGGAAGGAGGCCAUAAAAGUCUUGUGUAAUGUCAUCUACAACAGUCCCAGGGCACAGGAGAGGGCCAACACACUCAGUCUUCUGCAGGGUCUGUGGGUGAGUCUGAAGCAGAGCGUCUGUAGCACGGUGCCGUCCAGUGGACAGUUUUACAAGCUGAGACUGCUCUUCUUACUGACAGCUCUGCGGCCUGAGCUCAGGCUGCAGCUACAGCAGGAGCAUGGAGUGUCAGUGCUGACCAAAGCCCUGGAGCAGUGCCUGGCUGUGAGGGGGGGUGAGGGAUAUGAGGUGCUGACUGACAGCAUGACCCUUCCCAUGUCCAAGGAGAUGUCCCAGGAUGUCAUUGAGAUCCUCAAGACACUCUUCAACAUCACCCACAUGGCCCACAGGCAGGAGCCAGAUGAGGAGGAUGCUGCUCUAUAUCGUCACCUAGCAGCUGUGCUGCGCCACUGCUUGUUGCUGUCAUGUGAUGGAGAAGACACGUUGGAGGAACUCCAAGGACAUACAGUAAACAUCCUGUCAGCACUGCCGCUGAUGUGUCUGGACGUCCUGCUGUCUGUUCGUGUGGACCAGGCAUCCCACAAGUGGGAGGGAGUCAACAUGGACUGUGUCCAUACAUUGCUGCUGUUUAUGGAAAGACGCCUUAACAGGGGUCAGAGGCUGAAGGAGAAACUAACACCUGUACUGAAUCUGCUGACUGAGAGCUCUCGGGUACACAGGGAGACGCGUCACUAUUUACGGCAAAAGAUCUUACCUCCACUGAGGGACGUUGCCAUCCGACCUGAGCAGGACACUACACUGAGAGGCCAGCUGGUCCGCCUAAUGACCCACGUUGACACAGAUGUGAAGCACUGUGCUGCUGAGCUGCUCUUUGUGCUCUGCAAAGAGAAUGUUAGCCGCUUUGUCAAAUAUACGGGUUAUGGCAACGCUGCCGGGCUGCUGGCAGCUCGGGGACUGCUGAAUGGAAGAAGGAAUUCAGGUGACAGCCAGUAUGCUUCCCAGUACUCCAGUGACUCAGACUCAGACACAGAGGAGUACCGGGAGGCCAAAGCCAGGAUUAACCUGGUGACUGGCCGGGUGGAGGCGGAGCAGCCUGACCCAAUGGAAGGCAUGACGGAGGAAGAGAAGGAGGAGGAGGCCUGCCGCCUCAUCGGCAUGAUCAACAGACUGUCACGAGACCAGAUCAUUCAGCCAAUGGGUGUGACAGCAGAGGGCAGACUGGCUCCACUCUGGGGCCAGAUGAGGGACUGCACACUGGAGGAAGAAGAAGAAGAUCCAGAGGAGAAUUUGGAUCUGAUGCCGCAGGGGAGGAAAGACAAGCAGAUGGAAUAA
This is a messenger RNA of Epinephelus moara (kelp grouper), 1893 nucleotides long. Its product is annotated as synembryn-A. NCBI's taxonomy places the organism in Eukaryota, Metazoa, Chordata, Actinopteri, Perciformes, Serranidae. Gene Ontology annotation, biological process: G protein-coupled receptor signaling pathway. The transcript has 11 exons. The record is from RefSeq and is a predicted model, not a curated record. Gene Ontology annotation, cellular component: cytoplasm; plasma membrane. Gene Ontology annotation, molecular function: guanyl-nucleotide exchange factor activity; G-protein alpha-subunit binding. The coding region runs from base 1 to 1893 and encodes 630 amino acids.